Sinocyclocheilus anshuiensis is the source of this 2662-nucleotide messenger RNA. RefSeq names its product fibroblast growth factor receptor-like 1. The record is from RefSeq and is a predicted model, not a curated record. NCBI's taxonomy places the organism in Eukaryota, Metazoa, Chordata, Actinopteri, Cypriniformes, Cyprinidae. Gene Ontology annotation, cellular component: plasma membrane. Bases 1 to 1128 code for a protein of 375 amino acids. Gene Ontology annotation, molecular function: fibroblast growth factor binding; fibroblast growth factor receptor activity. The transcript is spliced from 5 exons.
AUGGAUGACUCCAGUGCUAGGAGGGAAGGUGCUAGACCAGCUGGUGAAACCGAGUACUCCACUGACCUGACGGGAAAACUGGUGCGGCCCCGCUUCACACAGCCGGCCAAAAUGAGAAAGCGUGUGAUCGCCCGGCCAGUGGGGAGCUCAGUAAGGCUCAAGUGCACCGCCAGCGGCAACCCCAGACCUGACAUCGUCUGGCUGAAAGACAGCAGGCCUCUGACGCCCGAGGAGGUGGGCGAAGGCCGAAAGAAGAAGUGGACUCUCAGUCUGAAGAAUCUUACACCUGAACACAGCGGCAAAUACACGUGUCAUGUGUCCAACCGUGCCGGGGAGAUCAACGCCACCUAUAAAGUGGAAGUCAUCCAGCGCACAAAUUCCAAGCCCAUCUUGACAGGAACUCAUCCAGUAAACACUACAGUAGACUACGGUGGCACCACAUCUUUCCAGUGUAAAGUACGCAGUGAUGUCAAGCCGGUUAUCCAGUGGCUAAAGAGGGUCGAACCAGGAGGUGAGAACAAAUACAACUCCACCAUUGAGGUCGGAGACCAUCGCUUCGUUGUGUUGCCCACGGGUGACGUGUGGUCACGACCAGACGGCUCCUAUUUGAACAAGCUACUUAUCACUCGAGCCAAGGAGGAGGACGCUGGCAUGUACAUCUGCCUUGGGGCCAAUACCAUGGGCUACAGCUUCCGCAGUGCCUUCCUUACUGUUCUUCCUGACCCAAAGCCGCCAUUCUCCCCGAUCCCGUCUGUUCUGCCUCCCAGCCUUCCCUGGCCCGUCAUCAUUGGCAUCCCGGCGGGAGUGGUCUUCAUUCUGGGCACCGUCCUGCUCUGGUUCUGCCAGUCCAGAAAGCACUGUUCCUCAGGAGCCAUAAUCUCAGCCCAGACCUUACCCAACGGCCACCGGCAGCUGCCCAGAGAGCGGGCGCUCACGGCUGCCGAUAAAGACUGCAUCGGCUCCGUCACCUACGAGGAGUAUUUGGCUCAGCAGCAACAACAACAGCUUCUGCUGGCCCAAGCUGCUCCCAAAGUCUACCCAAAGAUCUAUUCAGACAUUCACACACAUACUCACUCGCACGUGGACGGCAAAAUUCACCAGCACCAACACAUCCACUACCAAUGUUAGCCUUCACACUUACAGUCCACUGGUUCAUUCUUCACAUAUCUCUUCAGUCUCUGACCCAACAUUUUGUCACCAAAAUAGGGCAGCGUUUUGGCCUUCAGAAUGGGCAAGGGCUUCCUCAAACAAACAUUUCUGCUCAAAACCUAGAGAACGGAAAGACAAUUGAGCCACGUUGUUGCAGUCUAAACAGUCCCUCGCUCUGAAUACCGCAAGCAUAAAGACAUUAUGAGCAGUGGGGUGGAAAAGGGCAAGGCUAGCGAACAAAUGAUGAUAUUUGAGUCUGUUUUGAAAUGGAGAAAUCUUUCACAGAAACACUGCUGGCAGAGCAAACACUUUUGCAGAUUUGUAUGGGACAAAAGACACAAAUGUAUUGUCUCUUCAAUCUGCGAUUCAGCCACGAACUGAUGCUACGGUAUUUUAAUACGAUUUUUUCAGAAGCCCAUUGACUAAUCUUGUGGAUGGGGCCAAAAAUAUUUUUUGGAUUAGCACCAAAUCUCAGUGAAUCGUUCGUUUGCAUGCAUAAGAAAAUUGUUUGCAGAUAUUGAGAGAUCCAGUUACAGUAUAUUUCCUGUAACAGUUUAUAUCUUUUAAGACCGAUUGAAUGCAUGAGAGCGUAUGUUCGUGUUGUUUUUGCAGGUAUGGUGUACCAUGUUUCAAAUUUAAGAAAUGGUGUAGGUUCAGUCUAGUUUUCUAACUGUUUCUUUAAUGGAAAAAUAGAAUAUCCUUGAGCUCUGGUUAUAUCGUAACUAAAGAUAUGAUGAGAUUUUGGCAUUGUACGUACUGGCGAGGGUUCAUUAACUUUGUGCUUUUAUUUUCAGGGCCUACUCUGAAUAACCUGAGGUACCGCAAUCCCAUAGUUCCUCUAUGGCCUUGUUUUUUUUUUUGUUUUUUUUUCAUUUUUUGUGAAAGGGGAGUUGUAGUUUCAUAAGCUUGACCACUAUAUUGAAGACUGUGUAAAAUGCCUUUGACUGCUCAUGUAAUGGCUCCCCUUUAAUAUUUACAGAAGUGAGUCAGAGUUUCAAAAACAAACGUUAGACUGAAACUCAUUGUCCGUGCAUGUGUUUACCGUGAUGUUCAUGGUAAAAGGUUGAUGCUGAAAGGACUGCGGGAAUACAGGAAUGCACUUAUCCCAGACAUCUGCUAGCUACUUCAGCAUAACAUUCUUUGAAAUUCAUUGCCCCUGUUAGUUUAAGAAAGCCAGCCAAACCUUGUAAAACUUUAGUGAUUCUAAAAUAGGUAAUUUAUUUGUAAGCAAUGUUUUGAUGCUUUGAAUUGGGCAUUAUCUAGAUGUUUUAAACCAAAUACGAGUAUGCAUAGCAUUGUCUUCCCUUAGCUGCAGUGUAAGCUAUGUAGCAUAUAUCAAGUGUUAAAUAGUUAUGUGCUGUUGAAAAAAAUAACACAACGGUCCUAAGUAGUUAUCUCUGUAUGGACAAUCUUGUACAGUCUGGCCUGUUUUUAUGUUAAAAAAAAAUAUGUUUGUCACAUUGAAACAUUAAAAUCAUUUUAUAAUUAUCAUAAAAUGAUAAAGCUCUUGUUC